This is a messenger RNA of Danaus chrysippus (African queen), 1179 nucleotides long. NCBI's taxonomy places the organism in Eukaryota, Metazoa, Arthropoda, Insecta, Lepidoptera, Nymphalidae. The record is from the annotation of a GenBank genome assembly.
AUGUACCUUAAGAUGUACAUAAAAUCUGAGAGGUUCUACCAGCAGCCUGACAGCCAGCCUCUGAAACACGAGGACCGCUUCUAUACUGACUAUGAUGAAGAACUUGAUGAACGUGAGGGCGGAGGCGGGGGCGCAGCGCGUCGUUGUGCGCGCGAUGCGUCGUCGCCGGCGCAGGCGCACGCGCCGCCCGCGCCGUCCGCCGCGCACGCAACACAUACUACACACACAGUUAAGAGCGAGAGACUCAGCCCGCACGACUCGAAUGCUUCCAGAUCUCGUAGCGUGACUCCGUCGACCUCCUCAUACCCGGGUACCCCUCCGGAGCGAGGCAGCCCACAGGCGCCGACGCCGGUUCCCGCACACCCCCCGAGGAACUACUCGGACAUCAUGCGCUCACUGGCAGCGAGGUACAACACGCAUCCCAACAACGACUAUUUCCAUCGCACUAACGGUUUUGGAGUCGAACGUCCAUCACCAGUUCCAACUGAUAUCAGUGAUGUACCGGUUGGAGGGUUGUUUGCGAAGCUUGCCAAGCAGCAGGGUGGCCCGCCGAGGCUACCAGCCUUCCCCGUCAUGUUGGACAUGAGCUCCACCAAGACUCUCCUGGCUUUGUCGAGGGUGGGUCGUGGUGGUAGGUCUCGUCGUAAGCGUGUUGGUGUGACGACCGCGGAACACUCUCCGUUGGAUCUCUCCGCGGCCGGAGAGAGCGCCGCCAAGAGGGCCAGACUCUCCGCCAGCCCUAGUACGAGGAGCGACGGUGAUGACAGAGACAGAGUCUCCAAUGAAGAUCGUGUUGAAGCACGCGAGUGUUUGUGCUCGGAGGCGAAGGCUCGACUCGCGGCCCUCAGCGUAGAUGAAGUGUGUGACUUUGUAGCAUCCAUCGACAUAUGCGCGGAAUACGCAUCGAAUUUCCGCGAACAGAGAAUAGAUGGGUCGGGAUUACCGCUGCUUACAGAAGAGCAUCUCACAGGGAUGUUGCAAAUGAAGUUGGGACCAGCUCUGAAACUAAGAGCAGUGGUCGCAAGGCGGUUGGAACCGUGCUCACAGUGCGUGGCGGCAGCUGCCUUGACCACGACCACGGCCACAACGACCACAGCGACCACGACGACCACAGCGCCCAAAGUCAACGGAUCGUCACUCAAAACAGAACCCAGAAGUAACACAACCAGUCCCAGUUAG